AUGCGUGGAGCAAUCUACGGAAUGUUGAAUAAAUAUAACGAAUCACUUUCCGACCUUAAUAUAUAUCUAAAAAUAAAACCAAAUAACGCCAAAGCAUUAGGAAUUUGUGGAAAAAUUUAUGGAAUGUUAAAUAAAUAUAACGAAUCAAUUUCAGAACUCAGUAAAUCACUAGAAAUAGAACCAAAUAACCCUGACGCAUUGAUGAGUCGUAGAGUAGCCUACUUAAUAUUAAAUAAAAAUAAAGAAUCUUUUUCAGAUCUCAAUAAAUCCUUGGAAAUAGAACCGAAUAACGUCAAAGCAUUAAUAAAACCAUUGAGAAAUCGUGGAACAAUAUACGGAGUGUUGGGAAAAUACAAUGAACCUCUUUCAUACCUCAAUAAAUCGCUAGAAAUUGAAUCAAAUAAUGCUGACGCGUUAACGACUCGUAGAAAAGGUUUCUUGGAGAAAUCUACGGAAUGUUGUAUAGAUACAAAGAAUCGCUUUCAGAUCUCACUAGAAAUAGAACCAAAUAAUGCCGACACAUUGAGGAUUCGUGGAGAAACUUACUUAAAAUUAAAUAAUCACAAUAAAUCACUUUUGGAUCUUAAUAGAUUCCUAGAAACAAAACCAAACAAUGCCGACAUAUUGAUCAUUCGUGGAAUAACCUACAAAAUGUUGAAAAAAUAUGACGAAUCACUUUCAGAUCUCAAUAAAUCACUAUAA
Messenger RNA from Acaulospora morrowiae, 702 nucleotides. NCBI's taxonomy places the organism in Eukaryota, Fungi, Glomeromycota, Glomeromycetes, Diversisporales, Acaulosporaceae. The record is from the annotation of a GenBank genome assembly.